AUGGCGACCGACGCGCCGACGUCUUCAGUCGCACCGGUGAAUGCUGCGACCGCGCCCGCCGACGAACCAUCCGAAGCCUCCAACAAAAUUGACGGCGGCGAUGACUCGGAGUGGGAGUACGAGUACUCGACCACCGAGACCGAGACAUAUUACCUGACUGUCGACCUCUCCAUCCCACAGCUUCUUCGGCGCAAACGGAACAUGCCAGUGUCAGGACGAGGCGGAUAUCACUACAAACACUGGGCAGGCCCGACGACGAGGAAACCCAACGAACCGAAACACCAUCGCAUCAUGUCAGACGACGACCAGAACGACGACGAACCAGCCGACGAGCCCGAGGAUGACGAAGAGAUGGACCAGGGACAGGCCGAUCCAAAUACAGACAGCUAUGAUGCAGAUCUUGAAUCUGAACAAGCUGCCGAGAUCCAGAUCUUGGAUCUGCAUUCCGACAAGCCCAUGUUCGCGUAUAAGGGCAAGAUCUUUGAGGGACAAUGGACGCGAAAUCUCGGUACUGAAGUAAUAUUCGCUGAACACGAGCACGAGGACCCGAUUCCGGCUCUGCGACAUCUCCCCGGCGGUGUGGACAUGCUCGCGGCGAGCUGGUCGAGGAUCAACACGACAGAGAAGCGCCUAGAGCCAAGACACGAAGCGGCGGCGAAGGACGACCCCCUCAAGGACAUCAGGAGGAAGCAUGGAAUUCAUAUACCCAUUACAGCAGACAAGACGGGCGAGCGCAAACGCCAGACGAGGUUUUUGGAGAAUUUAAUGGCUCUCAAGGUCAAGAGAGGCGAAAAGGACGAGGUCACGGUGUAUGCCCACGCCGCGCCGAAGCCGACGGAUAUAGGUUCGAACAGCCGGAGGAAAAGACGGAAGCCAUUGCCGGAUGGACCAUCGAAACGUGCAAGCCGGGGCGGCAGCGUCCGCGGGAGAGGUGGCUCUUCCGCAUUAGGAACGGGUGGCUCUGAACGAAAUGAGCGACAAGGCAGCAGCGUUGCAGAGGCUGCGGCUGCGGCUUCGCGGGAUGGGGCGUUGUCAACGCCAACGCCGACGACAUGGGCGAACCUAGAUGGACAAGGCGGAGGCGCGGACAAAGGUUCGGGGCCGAAAGAUGAAGACGAGGCAAGCGACAACGACUAUGAAGACGACGACGAGGAUGGCGGAGAUUUGGAGUAG
Colletotrichum phormii is the source of this 1173-nucleotide messenger RNA. RefSeq lists its product as uncharacterized. NCBI's taxonomy places the organism in Eukaryota, Fungi, Ascomycota, Sordariomycetes, Glomerellales, Glomerellaceae. Bases 1 to 1173 code for a protein of 390 amino acids. The transcript is spliced from 2 exons. The record is from RefSeq and is a predicted model, not a curated record.